Molecule: messenger RNA, 6228 nt
Organism: Poeciliopsis prolifica (blackstripe livebearer)
Lineage: Eukaryota; Metazoa; Chordata; Actinopteri; Cyprinodontiformes; Poeciliidae
Product: solute carrier family 66 member 2
Exons: 5
Coding region: 758-1573 (271 amino acids)
Biological process (GO): phospholipid translocation; retrograde transport, endosome to Golgi
Cellular component (GO): trans-Golgi network; endosome
Source: RefSeq, a predicted model, not a curated record
GACUUUAAGGACUUUUACACAGAAGAUAGAAACACAGUGAAGGAAAACACAAAACAUAGGCGACAUUUUCUUCCAUGGUAAUACUAACUUAACGUGUUUUUUGUUUGUUUAUUUUAUUUAUUUUUUAUUUUUUGCCAAUCGCAAAUAAAAACAAAGAAGACCUUUUCCAGCAUUUUUAUGAUGACAGAAGUUAUUUUUCUUAUCACAGCCAGAAAGGCGCGUCGUCAAUUUGACGGGUGAAGCAUCUUGACGAAGUUUCACCAUCUUCGUUCGAGUUUGUGACGUUUCAGGAAGUGCGGAAAGAAGGAAUAAACUGACGAACCGGUUGUCGCUGCACAGCGAAGGAACGGUUGCUGUGUCAACGCUGUACUCUUCUAUCUUUUUUGUUGUUGUCAGUUUUUAAGGUUAUUUCGCUGAGUUUUAAAAACUUCGGCGUAAUCAUCAUAAUUAUUUAAAUUCCGUAACUCUCACUAACCUCUUGCUAGCAUCAACACGACAACAAAUCACUCCGCUAAUCAGAUCCUCGCUGAUUUCCAACGCUGUGAACAACCUUCCGGUUUAUCGUAUCGAUGUCGUGGCGGUAGAGGUUCCAUUGUUUGCACGUCCUGCGCGAAAGAGCAACCGCAACACGGAUGUUACUACUCGCGCACACUCCGAGGCAUCGCCAUCACCAUCACCACCACCGACAACAACAACAACCGUCAGACCCCAGGAGCUCCGCCAGCCGGCUGGCUUCACUUCAGAGUCACAGCUGAAUAUGGAGGACGAAGUGUUCCAGCAUGUCGUGUCCGUGUUCAGGUCGCUGGUGUCGUGGGUCGCCGCGGGUGCUAUCAUGUUCGGCGGGGUGGUGCCCUACAUCCCGCAGUACAGAGACAUCCGCCGGAGCCAGAACGCGGAGGGAUUCUCCACCUACGUGUGCCUGGUGCUGCUGGUGGCCAACAUCCUGAGGAUCCUGUUCAGAUUCGGCCGCUAUUACGAGAUGCCGCUGCUGUGGCAGAGCAUCAUCAUGAUCUGCACCAUGCUGGUCAUGCUCAACCUGUGCACCAACGUCCGCAUGGCCGCCGAACUCAGCACCAAGAGGCGCUCCUUCUUAGCGACAGACAGUAAGGACGAGGAGGUCAGAAUCCCUAAGAGGCUCUUUCUGGACUUUGACUGGACCUACUUCUGGUCCUGGAGUCGCUUCGUGGACUACCUUCAGUGCGUGCUGGCCUUCACGCUGGUGGCGGCCUACAUCACCUACGUCCUCCUGGACUCGGUGCUGUUCGUGGAGACCCUCGGCUUCCUGGCGGUGUUCACCGAGGCAAUGCUGGGAACGCCGCAGCUCUACUGCAACUACCAGAACAAAUCCACAGAAGGCAUGAGCAUCAAGAUGGUGCUGAUGUGGACCAGCGGCGACACCUUCAAAACAGGCUACUUCCUGCUCACAGAGGCCCCCGUGCAGUUCUGGACGUGCGGCCUGCUGCAGGUGUUUGUGGACGUCGCCAUCCUGUUCCAGGUCUACUACUACAGCCGCUACCCACAGAAACCCGUGUCCCACACCGUCUCCCUCACCACCAGUGCCAAAGCCCUCUGAGGCAUCGCCACGCGUCCCGAGGAAGCUCCGAAAGGCGAGCGGCGAGGAAGAGGGGACGCCCAAACGGGCGCACCAAAGGCGUUUCUGCUUCUGCACCCCGGGGGUCGCAGCAAUACCUUGAGGAGCGCUCAACGGUCAUUAAGACUUCCUUCGUUCCUGGCACUGAAAAUGCAACGCAUCAUGCAAUCGCACCCCACUCAAAAAAUCAGCAUGUGCAUGUGGAGGAUGUUUUAUUUUUUUAUUUUAUAUACAUUUUUUUUUUUUUUUUUUUGCAGGAGCAAAAAUGCAACUAUAUGAGAACUAUAGAUAUGUUGAGAGUUUUUGGCGUCCACACAUGCUGCUGAAUGUUGCACGUUCUCUGCCUUAAGACUCGUAAUCGAACGCGGCUCAAUGCGUCACCAGCAAUCUGAGCGUCGUGUUCCAAACGAUCCUGAAUGUACAGACGGGUUGGACAGAAGUUCAAAAUUAUUCUUUUUUCAUUUGGGGGUUUUUCUUGUUUUUCUUUGACAUGAGACCAAAUCAAGAAUGAAUUCUGAAAAUUUUUUUCUCCGACUCUCGACGACGUUACACUGGGCUGAAAGUGCAUAACUUAGAAAAACAGAAAACAUCCGUGGCCUUGAGAUGGAGAUAAGAAAAUGAAGCUCCCUAUGGCAGCAAUAUAUGUUUUCUAUCUGACGUUGAUUACAUUUUUUUUAUAUGGUUGCUAUUUCUAUUAUUGCUCUGAUGCCACAGAUUUCAGCCUAAGCUUUGCUUUUCCCGGACAGUUUUUGCCUCCACUCGACUGUCGGGUCGUGACAUCAGAAGCUGGGCUGAUUCAUGGAAGCGCAUGGGUUUUAUAAUCUGGGUUACUGACAUUGUGUUCAUUGUUGAUGCUGAAAUGUGUCUCGUAUAUAUAAAAAAAUAAAAAUACAGUGCAGGUUUAGGACGCCCUCCAAAAGGAGCCAGUCAGAUUUUCUGCAUGUUCAGACUUUGUUCCUGAUUCAGAUUACAAAAGCAGAAACACAUUCAUGUGUUAUUUAAUAAUCCACACACGACAUCGUCCAUAUGUUCCGAGCGAGACGUGACGCGUCACUUCUGUUUUAUUUCUUCCCCUCAAAUUUAAAUCUCUCAAAUAGUCAAACGGACUUUAAUACAAAACGUCAAGAUUCCAGUCAGGAAAAGGACGAUAAGUGACCAGACCAGCCAGACCCAUGUCCGAUUGGUCCUGACGUAGAACCUGCUUGACAACAUGAAGUAGGCUAACAGAUCUCAAAAAGCUACACGUCGUAUUUGCAAUCAAAUCGGAAUAAAUGCAAUUAUAUUUAUCGGUUUGUUUUCGGAUUCAGCCCACCUCAGAGUCGUCGUUGGGAGGAAUUUUGGUCGCUUUAAUGUCAAGUACUUUUGGACUACAGUAAAGUACAGAGAGAGACAAAACACACCAAGUCCUCCUCUGAAAGCUUUUCUGGCAGUCUAGUCAAAGUCUUGACUUUGAGAUGCCAUUAAAUGACAGGCAUUUCUUGCUCAUAAACCCUCCUAAGUGACAGUACUGACUGUUCAAAGAGUGGGUUAAAAAUCCUCUGCAGUGAAAUACUUUUUUCCAGUUACUGAUUGUUUACAUUUUCACAUGGGGUCAGUUUGGUUUGGAUGUCAUUUUCCUUUGUUGCAUUCAUUAACUUUUGCAUGUAUUUUUAUGUUAUUUAGUUUGAUCAACUGAAACAAAAGCCAAAAACAGAAGAAAUCUGUAAAUGGACAAAUUCUUAAUGCCAUACAUUUUUUUAUUAUUUUUUUAAGUAUUGCGAAAUUUUAUUCACACUGAAUACUUUAAUCCAGUUCAGGUCUUUCACAGCGUUCAGUUCACCUGGGAAUUUAGAUCGACGAACAAAACCGCUUUAGUCCGUUUCAGAACUCUUUGUUCGUUUCUUUGGUGGAUUCAUUUGUAAUUUCUCUUUUACAAGCUUAGCGUUCUGUGUCACUCGAUCCUAAAAGCCACGUAACCGAGCCAAAGCGCUUUGUUCUGCUGGGGUCAUGCGAGUUCGGACCGGGUCCGGUCAAAUGAAAGGUAUGAAAUUCAAACUGUGCUACUGUGUCAGAAUGGCAUAUGUUACUCCGGCUAUUGUGUCACUGUCUUUUUUUAUUUCUAUUUUUUUCCCCAAUAUUUUUAUAUUAUCAACCAAGUAUUUGGUCUUGAAAGUUUAAUGCUGAGAUCCCUAAGAGAGCAAACUGUGUUUAGAAAAGCAAGUUCGGCUGCUGCCAGUCGAGUCGCUCCAUGUAUUUUGUAUUAAUCUUCAUCGGCGCUGACAGAGAAUGUGCAUAAAGUCUCAUGAGAUUAGGUAAUGUUCAUAUUAGGUCAUUGGUGCAAUUAUGUGAUUUUUUAUUUUUCACCUUGUCCUCUUUCAUUUCUGUUGCUCACAGCAUCAACAAUGAAGGGAUAAUUAGAACUACAUUUUUUCAGCUGUCUGUUAGCCAUUGCCAAAAUGUCUCCUCAAUACGGCCAGCUCACCUCAAAGCAAGUAACAUGGAUGUUGGGGUGAUGUCAUGCAGACACCGUUUUCAGUUGUAAUUUUGAAAGCCAAUUGGAUUUUCCAAGUUUUAGAAGGUUUAAAGGUUAGUGACCAAGCCUGCUGCUUUAGCCAAAGCAAGUUGAAAAAGGUGUGUUUCUUAACAUUUUCUACAUUUAAUGAGAUUCAAACCAUGAGAGUAAAAAAAUAAAUAAACGUUUGGUUGUCAAAGCUGUAGCUACAAUAUGAUUGUUAGAAAACGAUGACUCCCCCAUACUCAUGACCUGAAGAGACAUUCCAGUUGAUUUUCUACAACCUGGAACUUGGAAAUUAAAAAAUCUACCAACUUAUUGGACGGGUUUGACAUUCUGAAGGUAAUAGAACAACAAUUAAAAAUACCACAAUCUCAGUAAGAACAUCAAUCUAAAGCAGCAAUGUGUAGAACAAUUUCACUGCUGUUAUUAAAACAGUUUGUCUGCCAACAAGCUCAGUUUGCCAACUGUAGCUUUAAAAUGCAAUCUUCUUGCCAAAGUGUGUUUUUCUUUUCAACUUGAAAUACUUCCUGUAAAGUUUGUGUUGUUGUUUGGUUUGUAAAUGAACUAAGUUCAGUGUAGAAAACCUUUUUCUCGGUUGUCUGGCCAACAAUGCUUAGCAACAAAUCAGUGCUACAUUAUAUGUUCCACUUUUUUUGUGGCAUUUCAUGGACAAUAAAGAGCAGAAAUAACAAGAAUAAGAAAAAAGUGGUUGAUUUCAACAUCUUUUUUUUCCCACAGCAUUCUCAUAGUAAAGAGAUUAAGUCGCUGUUUCUUUAGCUGCUUUCUGUCUUACAGUUUGUCUUUGUGCUCUGAAGUUGGAUAUAUAUAUAUUUUUGUCUUUUUGAGGUAAAAGGCAGAAACACAAUUAUAAUUCCAACUGAAAAAAGCUUGAGAGCAGCUUUAAGUUUGCUUUCCAACAUGGCCGCAUGUAUAAAAAAAAUGCAGUAAAGAUGCCUGAUGCUAAGCUAUUUGUUAGCACCCCUGUUCCUAGCAGUAGUACAACAAUUAGCACAUCCCGUGUUUUCUUACUAGCUAGGAGCUCGUUAGCUAACGAGCUCUUCUAAUUAGAGAAACUGGUUUUCUGGUAGAAGCUAGCUCCUAGCCUUAGUAGCCAGGAGCUAGUAAGAAAACAACAGAAUACUCCUGACUUGGGAGACAUAUCUGAUGCAGCAUCAAGCUAACAUCUGAGAUAGAAAAUUAGCAUUGGCUCUGUUGCGCUGUUAGCAUAGUAACAUAGCAUAGCUUUAGUAACCUGCUGUAAAGACCGAUGACUUUGUCCUGCUUUGAUGCCGAUGCACAUGACAGCGUGAUGUAGAAGAUGACUUUAUUCAUAGCAUCGAUUUUACAGGAAUAAAAAAAGAAAUGACUGAAAAGCAAAGUGUCUAAAAUCAUAAUUAGACAAACAUUAGUGUGAAAAGAACUCUUGGAUUAAAAGGCGCAUUAAUAAAAAAAUAAAAUGGCCCGUUGGUAGAUUCGAGCGAUUACUCUCCAGCUUCAUAGUAACAUGUUCAUGAUUAUAAGGGCACAAUUAAGUGUGAUCACUGUAAUACUGCUGGGCAAUGAUGACGUCACAUUGGUUAAUGUUAGGCCACAGAGAUUCACCUUCCAUGUUCUAAAAAAAAAACACAAUUAUUUUUAAUAACUGAUUACCAAAGCUUGAUUUGCUUAUAAAAUGUAACUAUUUUUGUAUGUUGUAAACAUUCAACUUGUUCAGCAAAAUCCACGUUUUCCUCUGUCAGUGAACGUCACUGACAGAAGAAGAAAGUGACUCUGUGGCACAUUUUGUUUGCAACUAUUUCACUGCACGCUUUUUUUCUUCUGAUGCUGGUGCAAAGCGAUGAACGGCUGUUAUGUAAAGUCUCUCGUCUGUCUGGAUCAGAUCAAGUUGAGCUCAGACUGUUUUCAAUGCAUCAUCUUUGUUAUUUUUCUGUUUUCUCUCUAAACCCAGAAACCAUUGGCUUCUUUCUUUUUGUAUGUACCAAAAAUAUCAGUACCAACUGUUUGUUUUUAUUGAUCCUGCUACCGUUGCUUCAUUUUUCUAUGAAACUCUCAGUCCAGUUCGACGACUCACAGACACUCUGGGCUGCUCAGUGUUAUCAGAUGUACUGCAGCAUCACCACCCAAUAAAGAAGAUCCUGCUGUU